GUAGUAUUAUUAUUUCUGACCUGAGCAAUAUGUAAACUGCGCAGGGGGGUGGCCUGUCAAGAAACAUUGGGCUGCAAGCCCAUGGGUGGGUUAACAGAGAAAUGCAUGACGGUACAAAUAAAGAAGGAUUUAAUCUUACUGACACUACAUGCGCUGCCUUAAAGCUUCACUCGGCUUUCUUCUGAUCGCUGUUAACGCGCGGCGGCGGCAGCUGGCCAGCGGUGCUUGAUGAUACCGGCCUGUGCGUUGAUUUCUGCAGAGACUGUCGCGUUUCAUGUCACUUUUCAAUUAAUUGUAGUUAUAUAAGUGGCUUAAGAGGACUGACUUGCUUGUCCGACUGAUAAAAGUAAAAAUGUGCGCCGCAGUUUAUGUUUUAUCUACGGUUACCGGAUACGUGCUCACCUCGGCGUUAUUGCUCAAGUGUCCGUCUCUGCUGCAUCGGCGAAAGAAAGAAGCCUUCCGGAGCAGACACAUCUCACACCGCGGCGGAGCUGGUGAGAACUUGGAGAACACAAUGGCAGCCUUCAGGCAUGCUGUUCAACUGGGCACUGACAUGUUGGAGCUGGACUGUCAUUUGACCAAGGAUGAGCAGGUGGUGGUGUUGCACGAUUCCAACCUGAAGCGGUCGACUGGAAUUAAUGCAUACAUUUCAGAUGUGGCUUAUGCUGAUCUUCCACCUUACCUUUGUAAGCUUGGUGUGUCUUUCAAACGAGAGUGCUACUGUGAAGGAGGAGAUGACAAACGCAUCCCUCUGCUGAGAGACGUGUUUGAAGCUUUCCCAAAAACCCCUGUAAACAUUGACAUCAAGGUCAACAAUGACACUCUCAUCAAGAAGGUGUCCGAGCUGGUUGUCCAAUACAACAGGGAGCAUCUGACCGUCUGGGGAAACUCCAGAAACGAAAUCGUUAAGAAAUGUUACAAAGAGAACCCACAAAUCCCAAUCUUGUUCAGUUUGCCCAGAGUGCUGCUGUUACUCGGUCUUUUCUACACAGGCCUCCUGCCCUUCGUCCCGCUUAAGGAACAAUUCCUGGAGAUUCCCAUGCCUUCAAUAAUUUCCAAACUCAAAGAUCCUGAGCGUCAGACACGGAGUCAGCGUUUCAUAAUAUGGCUGGCAGACACGCUCCUCAUGAGAAAAGAAUUAUUCAAUCAUCUGACGAGCAGAGGAAUACAGGUGUAUGUCUGGGUGCUGAACGACGAGGAGGACUUUAAACGUGCCUUUGACCUUGGGGCUACAGGGAUUAUGACAGACUAUCCCACCAAGCUAAAGGAGUUUAUAGAGAAAAACAACUACACUCUUAAAUAAGACUUGUCAGCCAAAGUACACAAUGAAUAUCCUUUUCCACUGAUAUUUGGCUUCUAAAUGGGCCUUUUAAUUACCCAACAUUCUUUGAUGUUUAUGUCUAUAAGUGUAGAAGUGGCAGCUAUCAGUUCUGCAUUGAUCUGAAAUCAGCGUCAGAGCCAUUUUAAACCAAACAGGUUGUCAUAAAAUACUUCUGUUGCUUUAAGUCCAUAGCAAUACAUGUUAUCCAUAAAAGGCAGGAGGCUUUAUAAGAGGCUAAGGUUAUGAUGAGUUAUCAAUCAUGUUGGGAUGGUGUCAUGAUCAUCAUGACAUUUCUAUGAGGUUUUUUCUACAGGCACUUUCAUUGUAUUUUUAGUACAAUGUGAGGAUGUAAAUCCCACCAGUACUUGCUGUGCGUCAGUUUCUGCAAUAACACUAAACUCACUAAAGAGUCAACUGUCUAAAUUUCGAGACCGAAGCUACUGAAGUUUUUCCAGGGCACUAAAAAUAAAUACUAGUUUCAGGGGUGUACUAUGGGAUUGUUGAUCAGAAGGCAUUCAGUAUUUUCAUGUUUACUCUGUGGUUUGAUUUGACAUGUAUAUUUUGUUUUUGUGAAUUUGUUUCUUUUGACAAUAAGAGAUUAUGUCAAUUUUGAGAUAAGUUGUGGCUGAAAAGAUGCCUCACUAUUGCUUGAAGUGUUAAGUGUAGUUAAAUAUAUGACCAGUCAGAAGUUUUAACACACCAACUCAAUCUUCAAUGUUACUAUGUCAGCAUUACUAUGUAUAAUAUUAAAGGAAGUAUUGUAAUUAUGUACCAUUAAAAUUUAAAAACAUUUCAUACAAGAGAAAGCUUAUAUUUUGAGCUGCUUCAAAACUUGUUUCUGCUUUCAUUUAAUAUCUAAUCCAACUCAUAAUGAUAAUAAUAAUACAAUAAAUAUUAGGUAAAAUUUGUAACCAAUUGCAUGCAUAGGGAAACUUAAUAUUUGUCUUUAAAAUAAUUUUCAUGUAUUCAAGCAAUAACCUUUGGGUCAAAAGUUUUUGUUGUCAUGAAAAACAAUGUCAGUCGAGUGUGUCCAAGCUUUUGACUGGUUAUGUAUAUUAUACACUGAUGAAAUAAGUUGUGUUGGACUAUAAAAAGGGUCACAAACAAAUGUAGUGUAUAGUGUUCAUGUGCCAUUUGAAUGUACUUUUGCUAGGACAGGAAAAGGGUUUAUCUUUAAAAUGCUAGUGGUUUUGCUGUAUUGAAAGGGAGACGGUAAACAGAAACAUUUUUUCACUCUCUUAAGGAAAAACAGAAUGCAUUACAAACUGACAUGACAGUAACUCACGCCUGAACAGAAUUAAUCUUAAGACUUUUAGAUAAUCGAGCAUUUGUGGAAUUCAAAUUUUUCCCUCUUUUGUGACGUGUAUACAAGUACAGUAGCUCUGUGCUGUGUUUAAUUUUCUAGUUCAUAUUUUCUCCAAGCCACUUUCAAUGGUUGUGUAUGAAUUCAGUGCACUGUUUUAUUUGUAAAUGAUGGUACUGUAAUUCAAAGGUUAGUUAUUAUAGAGAAUAUUUGGUAUCAGAAGCACAGUUCUGCUUGGAUUUGUGAAUAUACUGUCAAUGAAUAUAUUUUAUAAACAAAUUUAAACAGA
Cyprinus carpio (common carp) is the source of this 2913-nucleotide messenger RNA. RefSeq names its product glycerophosphodiester phosphodiesterase domain containing 1 (gene gdpd1). Gene Ontology annotation, biological process: glycerophospholipid catabolic process; N-acylethanolamine metabolic process. Gene Ontology annotation, molecular function: phosphatidylcholine lysophospholipase A1 activity; phosphoric diester hydrolase activity. The record is from RefSeq and is a predicted model, not a curated record. Lineage: Eukaryota; Metazoa; Chordata; Actinopteri; Cypriniformes; Cyprinidae. Gene Ontology annotation, cellular component: endoplasmic reticulum membrane.